Messenger RNA from Adineta steineri, 1813 nucleotides. The record is from the annotation of a GenBank genome assembly. NCBI's taxonomy places the organism in Eukaryota, Metazoa, Rotifera, Eurotatoria, Adinetida, Adinetidae.
AUGCUGAAGCAAAGACGAAUUGGCACCCCGCAACCUUCGCCGUCUGAAGGUUCUUCUUCCAGCCCACCCCCAGGCCGAGGAACUCCAACCGGAGGCUGGGUAUGUGGUAAUUGUAAAAGGAAGCCUCAUCAAACCUGUGAGGAUCCGUGGAGCUGCGAUUGUCAAUGUACUGUGGGUGGACCCGAAGACGUUGUACAAAAAAGUACAGCGAUUAUUGGAGGAAUAGUUUUGGUGGUUUCUGGUUUGGCUUUAAGUCUUUUGACUGGUGGUAUCGGAUGGGGACUUGUGGGUGGUGCGAUGGUCGGCGCUGGUAUUAGUUCCACUUGCAACGCCGCGGGAAAAGCGAUCAAAGGCGAAAGAAUGAACGGUAAAGAAUAUUUUGACGAUGUUGUCUUUGGCGCUCUAUCGGGAAUGGCAACUGGUGGUAUAUCUGCCGCGGGUGAAAUGAUAGCAAUGAAUAUUGCUAAGCAAGGUGUAACAAGACUGUUUAUUCGAAUUCUUGUUGGUGCUCUGGUUGGUAUUGUAUCAAAAGCUAUAGACGAAUUAAAACAAUGUUUUACAGGUCGCAAGAACUGGUCGGAUUUCGGGAAAGGUCCGGGUCCUGAUGGUAAUGGAGGCGGCAUGGCAGCUUCAUGGGGGACCUGUGCAUUGGUUGGUGGAUUAGCUGGACUAGGCAGUCAUAUUAGCACGCAUCUAACAACGAAUGUCACAUCUGAACUUUCCAAGAGUGCUAUUCGUGUUAUUGUUAGUUCGAUAACUGCAGCAACUUGCGAUGCAGCAGUUCAAGGUAUUAACAUAGCUGUUGGCAAGCAAAAGAAAUAUGAUGUCAAACGUACCCUUUCAAGUGCUGCAGUAGGUGCAGGGAUGGCAGCAGCCCAAGAGAUAACAAAGAACGCCAUUUAUCGCGCAGCCGGUGGAAAACAGAGUUUCUUAGUCAAAAGAGCCAACAGAGAAGCAAUCAAGAAAAAAGUUCCUCUUAAACAUCAGCAAAAGGUGCACCAAGCAUUAAAAAACUUAAAGAAGAUACCUUUAAGAACAUUAGAUGAAAAAGCAUCAAGAGCGGCUACUUAUACGUAUUCAAAACAACAAGAAGCUGAAUAUGAUGCUCGACAUGCAACAAGAAUACAAGAUAUCGACAGUCGCCUUGAAUUAGAAACGCAAUUGAAAGAUCAAGCAACUCAAGAUAUCAAAAUGGCAACAACACAAGAACUUAAAAAGUCAUUAGUACAAGUAAUAAAAACGCACCAACAAAACGUCGACAAUUUAAAAACGCAAAGGACUGGGGAAACACAAAAUUAUGACAGAUAUAAACAACAACUCGCAGCAUUUAGACACGACAAUAUGAUGAAUAAUGAUAAUGCUCAUAAUCUUAUUGGAGAGAAAGUUGGACAAAUUGCUGUUGAUAUAGAUGACCUUCAAAAUGGUGAGAGAGGGUUAGUAAGGGCGAUAUUUGAUUAUGAUCGCAGUAACCCAGAACAUCCGGAAUUUAAAUUCGCUGCAUACACAUCCGAACAUGAUUACACGGCGUUGCCAGGCCACGGUGCAAGUGACUUUCACGAAUUUUAUCAAAGCGUCGCAGAACAUUUCGAUACACUCUUACAAACAGCUCAUGGACUUGUGAAUAUUCUGAUAACUAGUCACUCAUUACACGCUAAGAUCGGGGACAUGAUGGAUAAAGAAAAGACCGAUGAAGUCGACAGGCGGAGAUCUCCGCCUCCUUUCAACUUCUCGCCUCCACGUUACAAUAUACCUAGACCCCCAUCCACAUCCACACCCAUACCUACACCAACACGUAUACUCACACCCACACCCA